Molecule: messenger RNA, 11210 nt
Organism: Myxocyprinus asiaticus (Chinese sucker)
Lineage: Eukaryota; Metazoa; Chordata; Actinopteri; Cypriniformes; Catostomidae
Product: cadherin EGF LAG seven-pass G-type receptor 3-like
Exons: 36
Coding region: 1-11109 (3702 amino acids)
Biological process (GO): G protein-coupled receptor signaling pathway; homophilic cell-cell adhesion; cell surface receptor signaling pathway
Cellular component (GO): plasma membrane
Molecular function (GO): calcium ion binding; G protein-coupled receptor activity
Source: RefSeq, a predicted model, not a curated record
AUGGCUGCACUGCUACUGAACUUGGGCUCGCUUUCGCCUCUGUUGUUAUACCUUCUCCUCAGCUCUUUGUUCACUGUCAUCCCGGGGAGUGCAGCACAGCCGUUCUGCCGCUUCCCGUGCACCCACCCAGCCCCCGGAGACACUCAAAGCGCCAGCUUGCACGACAGAACGGUAACGGGGGCUUUGGCUGGGGGCAAUUGGAAGAUCCACCCUGCACGGACGCGUGGACGUCAAUUUAAAUGUCUAACGUGCGAACAAUGCUUACGAACCGGUGCAUUGGGAAUCUCCUCAGGUCCGUUGCGUCUGGAAUACCGGAAUUCUAGAAUAUGUAUAUUAAAACCGGCACCGCACACCGGACGCUGUCAUCAUCAGCCAGCUUGGAGUGACGGUGGCGGCGGAGAGAAGGGCGUUGUUUCUCAUGUUCUCGGCUCUCCAUUUCAGUGGGGCAAAAAGAGGACUAUACAAAGGACUAGAGCGUGCUCGUGGCCACAGACACAUCCACACCUCGCCAAGGACAGGGCUGUUGUGCAAAGAGAGCACCAGAAGUUGGAUUGUGCUGUGUUUUGCUCGCAGGUGGAUAACAGUAGAACCGUGGAAAGGAAAUCAAGGCCUACGGGAGUAAAACGGGAGUUUAGCGCUGACAAGAGACCAGCCCAGCCGUUAUCAAAAGAGUAUUCACAUUCUAGUGUGGCUUGCAUUGUUUUGGACGCCAGUAAAUUAAACGAAGCGACAACGGACCGUCCCCUUUCAGCCUCCUUGAAUGUUUUUAAAACAGGGUUUGAGAAUGCCCGUGGGUGCACAGAACCACGCGUACAGCACCUCUCUCCGGAGCUAGUGGGCGAAGCAAACAGCUGUCUCGAGUCACACCGGAUCACGGAAGCUGCUGUCGUGUGCACAGGUUGUUCUGAAAGACAUCCAGCCUGGCACAGCAGUGACUGGCACCGGUUCAACACCUCUCUGAGGCGCGCGGUAGGCGUAAGCUCUGCUGUCUAUGGAAGGCGGCCAGAAGAAAAUACAAACACCACAUUUUCAUACAACAACUCGUUAUUACUAUGUGUGAAUGCCGAAGCUGGUAAACCCAACGAGCUGAAUUGUGCACUCAAACGGACUGAUGCGUUGCGCGAGACUGCUUGGGAUUUAAUGCCACAGGCUGACUGGGGCGACGACAUCUCUCCUGUUGAUACAGCUCCGUCUGAUGACAGAAAAGGUAAUUAUCAUAGAUCAGCUGAAAUCAGCGCGGCUCACUUUGACUCGAAUAUCAGUGAUGAGUACAAGGCUGACUCAUCUGUUACCGACACUACCAGGGGUCUUAAUGCAUCAAAUAUCUACCUCCUAGUUGAGCUAAACUUCACUAAACGAUUCUAUGACUCACAACUUCACAGUGCUCGCGCGGAGAGCGCGAGAGAAGAAUCAGCACCAGCCGCUCAGUGGACAGCGCCAAGCGCGAGCUCCGUGAACUUUCUUGAAAGUUUGGCUCUGAGGAAUUGGAACAGCAACAAUAACAACUGCGCAAAAAAUUGUAAUAAUAAUAACAACAACAAUAAUAGCAGCCCUGAUGAUCAAAAUGUCAAUGAAACACAAUAUAUUUCUGUCAGUGAAGACAGCGACUUCACAAAACGGGACAGCUCACGCUAUCCUUGCUCUUCUGCGGGUGCAGAGCUCGAUGACUACAACGCUGACGAUAGCUUGACCGCCGAUGGGGGAGACAUACGGCCGCAAUUAAAAUCCGGUAAACGGGUGUCAUUACAAGCAGAGGGUGUCAGUCAGCAAGAGGAGCAGCUGGAGGCCCCUGUUGAGUGCGGUAGGAGGGAGGGAGAGACAGAGGGCGGAGUGAAAGGAGAGGUGAGGGGAAAGGGUGUCAGACAGCCUGUAGAGAGAGAAAUCCAGGAAAGCAUGGAGUGGGUGAUUGUAGAAGACACAAAGGAUGAGGCAGUGGAGAAUGGCACAAAUUCACCGAAAGAGGGAGGAAAAGGUCAAGGUAAUGGAACCUUUCAGUCAGACAGAGAGGGAGAAGAAAUAAAAGAGUGGGACAAAAAUGAGGGAAUGUGGACUGAGCUUAAACAUAGUGGAGAUGGGGCAGAAAACAUACAAAAACAUUUAAACACCAUGAAACAAAAAGAGGGAGAGAGUGUUAAAGUGCAGAGAAGAGAAGAGCAGGGGUACGAUGAAGAGCAGGCAGGUGUCCCGCCUGUUGGGCGCUCCCGCAGAGCUGCUAACCGACACCCCCAUUUCCCCCAGUACAACUAUCAGGUUCAGGUCGCCGAGAACCAGCCUCCUGGUACGUCAGUCAUAACUAUGACAGCUGAGGACGCUGAUGCUGGUGAGGCUGGCAGACUCAGUUACAGCAUGGCCCCUUUAAUGAACAGCAGGUCCACGGAUUACUUCCAAAUCGACCCAAUUACUGGCCUUCUCUCUACCACACACAUUCUAGAUAGAGAGCACAUGGACCUGCAUUAUUUCCGAGUCACUGCCACAGACCACGGCUCACCACGCCUUUCUGGAACAACUAUGGUGACCAUCACUGUGGCUGACCGUAACGAUCACUCUCCUGUGUUUGAGCAGACAGAGUACCGUGAGACAAUUAGAGAGAAUGUUGAAGAGGGAUAUCCUAUUCUACAACUACGUGCAACUGAUCUCGACUCACCGGCUAAUGCCAACAUACGUUACCGGUUUAUUGGAGAAAGUGCGGCUGUUGCACGUUCUGCGUUCGAGAUUGACCCACGAUCAGGAUUGAUUACAACACGAGGCAUUGUUGACAGAGAAGCAAAUGAGCGUUACACAUUGCUGGUUGAAGCAAGUGACCAAGGAAGAGAGCCAGGUCCAAGAUCGGCUACUGUUAGCGUCCAUAUUACUGUGUUGGAUGAGAACGACAAUGUGCCACAGUUCAGUCAAAAGCGAUAUGUGGUUGCUGUUAGAGAGGAUGUUCGCCCACAUUCAGAAAUCCUCAAAAUUAGCGCUUCAGACCUGGAUAAAGAUGGGAAUGCUGCUGUGCAUUAUAACAUUAUUAGUGGGAACAGCCGUGGACAGUUUGCGAUCGACAGCGUUACUGGGGAAAUCCAGGUAGUCGCACCACUGGACUUUGAGACAGAACGAGAAUACACACUACGUUUGCGCGCUCAGGACAAUGGCCGUCCGCCUCUUUCCAACAACACUGGAAUUGUGAGCGUGCAGGUCACCGAUGUCAACGAUAAUCCACCAAUCUUUGUAUCCACGCCAUUCCAGGCUACAGUGCUGGAAAGCGCUCCUAUUGGUCACUCCAUUCUCCAUAUACAAGCUAUUGAUACAGAUAACGGUGACAAUGCACGCCUGGAAUACCGUUUAACAGGGACUGGCACAGAUACACCAUUUGUUAUCAAUGCUGCCACUGGUUGGGUCACAGUGAGCUCAGAACUUGACCGUGAAUCAGUAGAGCACUACUUUUUUGGUGUUGAGGCACGGGAUUAUGGCACCCCGCCCCUUUCUGCCACAGCUAGUGUUACGAUCACAGUGAUGGAUGUUAAUGAUAACAGGCCAGAAUUUCUUCAAAAAGAGUAUUAUGUCAGACUCAAUGAGGAUGCUGCUGUUGGCACAAGUGUGGUCAGUGUAACUGCAGUUGACCGUGAUGUAAACAGUGCAGUCACAUAUCAAAUCACUGGCGGAAACACACGUAAUCGAUUUGCCAUUAGCACAGCCAGUGGUGGUGGUCUGGUCUCUUUAGCGCUGCCUUUGGACUACAAACAGGAGCGUCGCUAUGUGCUGACAGUUACUGCCUCGGACAGAACACUCCACGACACCUGUCAGGUACACGUCAACAUCACAGAUGCCAACACACACCGCCCAGUGUUCCAGAGCGCUCAUUAUUCAGUCAGUGUGAAUGAGGACCGGCUUCCGGGCAGCACCGUGGUGGUUAUAAGUGCCACAGACGAAGACGUUGGAGAAAACGCACGCAUCACUUACUAUUUGGAGGACAACAUUCCACAGUUCCGUAUCGAUACUGCAACUGGAGCAAUCACACUUCAAGCCGAACUAGACUAUGAAGACCAGAUGACCUACACUCUUGCCAUUACAGCUCGUGACAAUGGAAUCCCACAAAAAUCUGACACCACAUAUGUGGAGGUUAAUGUUAAUGAUGUUAAUGACAACGCACCUCAGUUCUUGAGCCCCAGAUACCAGGGCGGCGUCAGUGAGGAUGCCCCGCCCUUCACUAGUGUUCUGCAAAUCUCCGCCACUGACCGUGAUGCUCAUGCCAAUGGCCGUGUCCAGUAUACAUUCCAGAAUGGAGAAGAUGGUGAUGGUGAUUUCACCAUCGAACCGACUUCCGGAAUAGUCCGGACUGUCAGGAGACUUGACCGUGAAAGUGUUCCAUUCUAUGAGCUGACAGCAUAUGCCGUGGAUCGAGGGGUUCCACCUCAGCGAACGCCUGUACACAUUCAAGUCAGUGUUAUGGAUGUCAAUGACAAUGCUCCAGUCUUCCCUGCUGAUGACUUUGAGGUUCUAGUGAAAGAGAACAGUGCUGUUGGGUCUGUUGUAGCUCAGAUUACAGCGACAGAUCCAGAUGAGGGCCCAAAUGCUCAGAUUAUGUAUCAGAUUGUGGAAGGCAAUAUUCCAGAAAUCUUCCAAAUGGACAUUUUUUCAGGGGAACUCACUUCUUUAAUUGACCUUGACUAUGAGACACGGAAUGAGUAUGUAAUUGUUGUCCAAGCCACAUCAGCGCCACUAGUGAGUCGGGCCACAGUGCGGAUCCGACUUGUUGACCAGAAUGAUAAUGGGCCCCAAAUGCAAGACUUUCAAAUAAUCUUUAACAACUUUGUAUCCAACCGUUCAAACACUUUCCCAAGUGGGGUUAUAGGAAGGGUUCCAGCCCAUGACCCAGAUGUUUCGGAUCGUCUCUAUUACACUAUAGAUCGUGGAAAUGAGCUGCAUCUGCUACUGCUAAACCACACAAGUGGAGAGAUCCGUCUGAGCCGAAAACUGGACAACAACCGACCACUGGUGGCCCCAAUGGUGGUCACCGUCACUGAUGGCAUUCACAGCGUCAGUGCUCAGUGUGUUUUGCGGGUUUUCAUCAUCACAGAGGAGAUGCUCAGCAGCAGCAUCACAGUGCGACUCCAGAACAUGUCCCAGGAGCACUUCCUAUCCCCUCUGCUCACUCACUUCCUGGAAGGGGUGUCAGCAGUGCUGUCAGUUUCUCCUGACGAUGUGUUUGUGUUUAACAUACAGCCGGAUGCAGAUGCUGGAAAGGUGCUUAAUGUUAGUUUCUCAGCUGCAUUGCCAGGAGGACAGUUUUUCCCAUCAGAGGCACUAGAGGAGCAGCUCUACCUCAACAGGCCUAGACUCAAUGCCCUUGCACAUAUGGAGGUUCUCCCGUUUGAUGAUAAUGUGUGUUUGCGUGAACCGUGUCAGAACUACAUGAAGUGCAUCAGUGUCCUCCGCUUCAACAGCUCAGCCCCCUUUAUUGCCUCCCCAUCAACACUGUUCCGGCCCAUACAUCCAAUCACAGGCCUGCGCUGCCGCUGCCCGGCGGGGUUCACCGGAGAUUACUGCGAGAUUGAAAUUAACCUCUGCUACUCGAACCCCUGCAUGAAUGGAGGAGUGUGUGCUCGCAGGGAGGGAGGGUACACCUGCAUCUGUCGAGAAGAUUACACGGGUGAGCGGUGUGAGUUUGACCGGCGUGCUGGGAAGUGUGUGGCAGGUGUUUGUCGCAAUGGUGGUACGUGUCGCGAGCUCUCUGGAGGGGGUUUCAGGUGUGAGUGUCCUACAGGAGGUUAUGAGAGGCCUUACUGCUCUGUCACCACCAGAUCCUUCCCGCCAAAAUCAUUCAUCAUGUUCAGAGGCCUUCGACAACGAUUUCACCUCUCCAUCUCUCUCUCGUUUGCCACAUUGGAAGGUAAUGGUUUACUUUUCUACAAUGGUCGAUUUAAUGAGAAACAUGACUUCCUUGCUCUGGAGAUACUGGACGGACAAGUGGUUCUUAAAUAUUCCACAGGUGAGAUUUCUACUCAGGUUAGUCCGUAUCUGCCUGGCGGAGUGAGUGACGGCAACUGGCACACUGUUCACAUCCAUUACUAUAACAAGCCAAGGCACAGUGUGAGUGGGGAGGUUCAGGGCCCAUCUGAUGAGAAGGUUGCAGUCUUGAGUGUGGAUGACUGUGAUACUGCCAUUUCCCUGAGAUUCGGAAUCCAGCUUGGCAACUACAGCUGUGCUGCUCAGGGAAGACAGACAAGCAACAAGAAGUCUUUGGAUCUGACAGGCCCAUUGUUUUUGGGUGGAGUUCCUAACCUGCCAGAGAAUUUUCUAUUCAGUACAAGAGAAUUUAUUGGCUGCAUGAAAGACCUGCACAUUGAUAACAGACCAGUGGACAUGGCAGGAUUCAUUGCUAAUAAUGGCACCUUACCAGGCUGUAGUGCCAAAAUGCCUUUCUGUAAAUCGAACCCAUGCCAGAAUGGGGGCACAUGUAGGGUUAGUUGGGAGACGUUCUCCUGUGACUGCCCUGUUGGAUUUGGAGGGAAGGACUGCAGCCAAGUCAUGUCCCACCCCCAUCGCUUCCUUGGUAACAGUGCGCUGUGGUGGGACCUGAAGAAUGACGUGACCAUCACCACGCCCUGGUACAUGGGGCUGGUGUUCCGCACUAGGUCGAAAGAAGGAGUUCUCUUGCAGGCUCAAGCUGGACAAUACACCAGCUUAAUCUUUCAGGUUAUAUCAGGUCAGCUGGUGUUUUCUGUGGCGCGAGGUUCUGCUCGGCCAAUCCGGUUAAGACUGGAUCAAGUUCAAGUGUCUGAUGGACGCUGGCAUGACAUACAGCUCGAGCUACGUGAUGUCCGGAGUGGACGAGAGACUCGAUAUAUUGCCACAGUCAGACUGGACUUUGGACUGUAUCAGGGAACAGUAAUUGUUGGAAAUGAGAUUAAUGGUGUGAAGGUGAAGCACCUGCAUGUGGGCGGAGUUUUAGGGUCAGGAGAGGUGCAAAAUGGCAUGCGUGGCUGUAUUCAGGGGGUGCGUCUGGGGGUGCGUCCUGAUUCCCCUGCAUUGCCCCGGCCCUCCAGAACCAUCAAAGUGGAGACUGGCUGUAAUGUUGGCAACCCCUGUAACUCCUCACCUUGCUCCGCCCGCAGUCACUGCACUGACGAAUGGGAUCGCCACGUCUGUGUUUGUGAACCAGGAUUCUAUGGUAAAAGCUGUAUGGAUGCAUGUCAGCUCAACCCAUGUGAGAAUCAAGCAAAGUGCCACAGGAAGCCCAGCUCUUCUCAUGGAUAUAUCUGCGACUGUGAGGACAGUCACUACGGACAGUACUGCCAACACAGGAUCGAGCAACAGUGUCCUCGUGGUUGGUGGGGCAGCCCAACAUGUGGACCUUGCCACUGUGAUGCCAGUAAAGGUUUUGACACAGACUGCAAUAAGACCACUGGAAACUGCCACUGCAAGGAGUUUCAUUAUCGACAGCGGGGAAGUGAUGUAUGCCUGCCAUGUGACUGCUACCCAGUGGGCUCCUUCUCAAGGUCAUGUGACACAGAGAGCGGCCAGUGCCAGUGCAGACCUGGCGUGAUUGGCCGACAGUGCAACAUGUGUGACAACCCAUUUGCGGAAGUCACACAAACAGGCUGUGAAGUGAUCUACGAUGGCUGUCCUAAAACCAUAACAUCAGGAAUCUGGUGGCCCAGAACAAAGUUCAACCUGCCUGCGGCUGUACCCUGUCCUAAAGGAUCAGUGGGAACUGCAAUUCGGCACUGUGAUGGAGAAAGAGGAUGGCUAGAUCCUGAUCUGUACAACUGCACCUCUCCUCCUUUUGUGGAGCUGAACACAGCUCUGGAGGCGUUGGAACGUAACGAGACAGAGCUCAACACCAUCAUUGAAAAGAAACUGGCCCAUCAGCUUCGUGAUGUCACAGAGGCAACAAUCCGUCUCUAUGGAAAUGACCUUCUGAUAGCUGAGCGACUGUUGUCCCGCCUUCUGACCUUUGAGGGCCUCCAGUCAGGCUUCGGUUUGACAGCCACUCAGGAUGCGCAUUUCAAUGAGAAUUUGUUACGAGGCUGUAGUGUUUUGUUGGGUCCGGGCAGUGCUACGUUAUGGAGGGGUCAAAUUUCAGGUCAGAGCGGAGCUGCGGGAUUGGCUGAUCUUCUGGAGCAGUACACCCGCACACUUGCCCAGAAUAUGAAACAGACCUACCUCAAUCCUGUGGCACUCGUCACCCCAAACAUCGUCUUGACUCUGGAUCGUGUUGACAACCAUACACAUGUGCGGCGCCGGUUUCCACGGUAUCACAGCACUCUUUUCCGGGGUCAAGCACUUUGGGAUGCUCACACACAUGUUGUGCUGCCACCUACUGUAUUAGUGCCACAGCGCAACUUUUUCUCAGCUCCAUCUCCAGCUGGCCCUGUGAAUCUGUUGGCCAAUCAGACAAUAGAAGCAACAGCAGCACGGCGGUCUUUGGCACUGCAAGAGGCACCUGUCACCAUUGUCAUUAUCCUCAUCUAUCGGAGCCUGGGGGCUUCACUGCCCCCCAAAUACCACACAGACCGCCGUGGCGUCAGGUUACCCAGGCACCCUGUGUUGAACUCCCCUGUAGUGAGUGUUUCUGUGUAUAACAACCAGACGUUUGUGGAGGGUUUUCUUGACACUCCGGUCCAGCUGGAGUUCCGUCUGCUGGAGACCAGUAAUCGUAGCAAACCGCUGUGUGUGCAGUGGAAUAACAGCAGCCCUGUAUCAGCAGGGGGCUGCUGGACUGUGAGAGACUGUAGUGUGGUCUAUAGAAACACAUCACAUGUUCGCUGUCAGUGUCACAGAUUGGGAACAUUUGGAGUCCUUAUGGACAGCUCACAAAGAGAGCAGUUAGAGGGUGACCUGGAGACCCUCGCCAUAGUAACAUACUCCUCACUCUCAGUUUCUAUGGCAGCGUUGUUUCUAACAGUGCUGGUUUUAUUGUGCCUGAGGGGACUGAAAUCAAACACACGCAGUAUUCAUUCCAACAUGGCUGCUGCUACUCUCCUUUCCCACCUCACAUACCUGCUGGGUAUCAACCAGACUGAACAACAGUUCUUGUGUACGGUGGUUGCGAUCCUGCUCCAUUACUUCUUCAUGUCAGCUUUUGCGUGGCUGUUUGUGGAGGCUCUGCACAUUUACCGCAUGCAGACAGAAGCAAGAAACAUCAACUAUGGAGCCAUGAGAUUCUACUAUGCUAUAGGCUGGGGAGUUCCUGCCAUCAUUACAGGCCUGGCAGUGGGGUUGGAUCCAGAGGGGUAUGGUAACCCAGAUUUCUGCUGGAUCUCCAUGUACGAUAAGCUCAUGUGGAGCUUUGCGGGACCAGUUAGCGUUGUCAUACUGAUGAAUGGUGGAAUGUUUUUAACUGUCCUACGUAUGACGUGUAACCCAACUCAAAAAGAGAUAAAAAAGCUGCCUGUAAUUUCUACUAUCCGCAGUGCCUUCCUCCUGUUGUUGCUGAGUACUUGUGUUUGGUUAUUUGGUUUGAUGGCUGUUAAUAAUAGCGUCCUGGCAUUCCACUACCUAUUCAUUGUCCUCUGUAGCGUACAGGGCUUGGCCGUACUGUUGGUUUUUACAGUCCUAAACUCAGAGGUACAGGAGGCCUGGAAACUGGCCUGUCUGGGCAAGAAAAGUCCCGGUGAAGAGCCUCCCAGACCUCCACAGAUUACUGGCCAAAACCCGAACAACAGCGCCUCCCUGCUCGAACAGAGCGGAUUACAUCGGAUCACACUUGGAACUUCAACCAUCUCAUCAGUCAGCAGUGCAAGGGAGAAUCUCUUGGCACGGCAGACUCUUGAACACACUCUAGCUCACACAGGGGCCACUGACCUGGACGUGGCAAUGUUUCACCGCAACGGAGGUACACUAAAACACAAUAACUUGCAUGCAUGUGAAGACUCUGACUCAGAUUCUGAUCUUUCAUUGGAAGAGGAGAGGAGUCUGUCCAUCCCAUCUUCAGAGAGUGAGGACAAUGUUCGUCUGCGUGGACGCAUCCAGCGACGCUUCAAACGGACUGGACAUGGCGAACGUUUACUCACAGAGCCCUCCCACAACGGUGGAAAAGAUCUGGAUGGCAAUGACCUGCUCUCCUAUUGGCCAGCGCUGGAAGGGUGCAAGGCGCACUCUCUUCAGAAAUGGGGCUCAGAGCGCCGCCUAGGGGGCGAUUACAGCAAGGACGCAGCUAAUAACAACCAGCCAGAUGCAGCGCUCACAAGUGGGGAUGAGAAUGGGCUAACACACAGACACCGGAAGGGAAUCCUAAAGAAUCGUCUGGGCUGCCCUCCUGCUCUGCAAGGCCUGUCUGCUGUGGGUCGUGCUCCUAGUGAGAUGUCUUGGUACAAGACCUCCACGUUGGGUCACCGAGGUGUCCCAGCUGCCUCCUAUGGUCGUAUGUACUCCGGUACUGGCUCACUGUCCCAACCUGCUUCCCGAUACUCCUCUCGGGAACACCUAGAUUCAUUUGCCCGACAACAGCGAUCCCGCGACAACCUUGACCUGUUGCCACGACGACGCGAGUUUGGUGCUGAACACCUGGGUGGGUCAAGAGAGAGGCUGGGCCCUGUUCACAGCAUCCAUGCAUCCAGGGAGGAUCUGGUGGCCAGGGGUGGGAUGGUAGGGUUAAUGGGGGCGGAGAGCUCAUUAAGUGGAUCAAGAACACAGCUUAACACUCUAACAAGGCAACAGGCCCCUCGGGAACACCUUGGGGGGGCACUGAUGAGCAGUCGGUCUCGGGAACAGUUGGAGUCUAAUGGUGGAUCACAACCAUGCAGGGAGUGGCUGAGAACCCUGCCACCUCGACAGCUCUCACACCCUGAGCCACACCCACCCUCCUCACCCCCUCCACCAAUCACAGAAGAGCCCCAUGAAACCCUGCCCUCUUACCGUGGACGGCUAGACUCCGCCCCUCCAUGUAGGUACCCUUCAUCUGCAGCUGCACCUGGAGCCCCAUCUAGUCGCCCACCCUCUAGUGAACAUCUCGAUAUCCUCUCCUCUAUACUUGCUUCCUUCAACUCCUCUGUCUUAACCCCACCCCCUAACCCUGUCGCCACAUCAGCUGGCCCCUCCCCUUCCCCGCCUCCUCUGUCUGCAACCUCUCAGAGCAUCUCUGAAGUGUCACCUGACUCUGAAGUUAACAGAAGUGAUGGACAAUCUUGAUGAUUCCCUCACAGCCCUGUAAUGCACUUCUGCAGACGGGCUCAAGAGGAUCACAGGACAUAACCGACUGGAGCUAUGAGGACUCCUACUAAACACUUGAG